Medioppia subpectinata is the source of this 3034-nucleotide messenger RNA. NCBI's taxonomy places the organism in Eukaryota, Metazoa, Arthropoda, Arachnida, Sarcoptiformes, Oppiidae. The record is from the annotation of a GenBank genome assembly.
AUGUCAAAAGCAGUGGGGAGUCAGGGCGGGUCGGUUGCGAUAUAUGAAUUGACAUUUUCAACCGUCCACUCUCUCUAUAAGGAAAGGUACGCUUUUAGAGAGAAUAUGUCUGACGUUAUUAUCCAACAUCUAAUAACAGAAGAAAAAGUUCGCAUAAAAUGCAGAGAUUUAGUUAAAAAAUUGGCCAUUUAUAAAAACAGAUUGGCUAUACAAUUGCCUGAAAGAGUUAUCAUUUAUGAAUUAACAAAAGAGUUGGACAAUACAAAUAUGCACUACAAAGUGAAAGAGAAAAUUAACCACAAACUUGAUUGCACUCUAAUCGUGGUUUGCUCUGAGAAUCUAGUCUUAUGUCAGGAGAAGAGAUUGCAAUGUCUUUCAUUCAAUGGUAUGAUGGAAAGAGAGUGGGCUUUGGAUUCUUCGAUACGUUAUAUCAGAGCGACUGGAGGUCCGCCUGAAAGAGAGGGUCUACUCGUUGGACUUAAAAAUGGACAAAUUGUGCAAAUAUUUAUUAAUAAUCCCUUCCCAAUAAAUGUUAUCAAAAUUUCAAACCCCGUUCGUUGUCUCGAUAUAAGUAUACUUCGGAGAAAGUUAGCCGUAGUCGACGAUAAGGGCAUGUGCUCUGUCUUUGACUUAAGGACUAAACAAUUGUUAUAUCAAGAGCCAAAUGCCAAUUCUGUUUCAUGGAAUACACACUUUGAUGAUAUGUUAAGUUAUUCUGGUGCCGGUUCUCUUAGUAUUAAAGCAGGUGAUUUCCCCGCUCAUCAUCAAACCCUUCAGGGUUUUGUAGUUGGAUUUUGUGGGGCAAAAGUGUUUUGUUUGCAAUACAAUUCAGUGACAACCGUUGAAGUCUCACAAUCGGCGCCAAUGUAUCGCUAUAUAGAGAAGAAUAUGGAAGCAUAUAAGACAGCGUGCCUUAAGGUAACAGAAUCUGAUUGGAUUGGUUUGGGUAACAGUGCUCUCGAUUACAUGAAUCUGGAAAUUGCGAGAAAAGCAUUUAUUAGGACAAAGAAUUGGCUGUUUUUAGAGCUCAUCCAGUCUUACAUCCGGUCGACGACGACUCAAAGCAAAUCAACUGAAUUGUCACUAAUGGGAGAUGUGAUGGCAUUUAGAGGAUAUUUUGCAGAAGCGGCCAAAUUAUACAAACAGUCAAGAGAUGACAGCAAAGCGGUGACAAUGUAUACUGAUUUGCAAAUGUUUGAAUCGGCACAGGAGUACACGAGUGCCGACUCCCACACCAAAAGUCAAUUAACUAAGAAGAGAACCGAUUGGUUGCACAAUUCAAACGAACCCAAAGCUGCGGUUGAGAUGUAUUUGGCUUCUGGCGAUACGGUUAAGGCGAUUGAGAUCAUUGGCCAAAACGGAUGGAUUGAUAUGCUUAUGACAGUUGUACGUCAGUUGGAUAGGGCUGACCGAAAGGCACUGACACUAUGCGCCGACAUAUUAAUUAAGAGCAAACAGUAUUCAAACGCCGUUGAAGUCUAUAAAAAAAUAGGUGACGUUCAGAAUCUGGCAAUGAUUUAUAUAAAGUCGAGUCAAUGGCAAGAGGCAUUCAGACUCGCAGAUGACUACCCGCACCUGAAACAGGACGUGUAUGUGCCCUAUGCUAUAUGGUUGGCUGAAAAUGAUCGUUUUGUCGAAGCACAACAAGCUUUUCAUAGGGCAGGAAAAGUGACUGAAGCCUCACUUGUAUUACAACAGCUAAUGAAUAAUGCAAUUAAUGAAAAUCGCUUUAAUGAUGCCUCUUAUUAUUGCUGGAUAUUAGCCAAUCAGAGCCUUGAUUUGGCCAAAGAGUCCACUCCAGAGACACAACAGUCAGUUAAUUUCAUCAACAGAUACCAUGAUUUAUCAAAAACUGCAAACAUUUAUUAUGCCUAUCAUAACAUUCAUAGAUAUAUUAGGCGCCUCAAACAGCCCGACAGGCCGUCCACUCGAGCAACAGCUGAUUUAGUUGCGCCCCAAUGUCUGGGAUCUGAGGAGCCGUUCACAGCUUUUUUCCCCGACGCUCUCUUCAAUAUGGCUCGAUAUCUCUUUCACUCCACUAUGGCUUCGGCUCCAGAAGGCGUCUCUAAAGUCAUAAUAUUGUAUGCGUUGGCAAAACAGGGCCGAAACUUAGGUGCUUUCAAACUUGUGCGACACGUGUACGAGAAGCUGCACAAAAUGCAUGUUCCCAUCCGAUUGCAAGAUGCCAUUGAUAUGGGAGAUCUCACCAUCAGAGCCAAGCCAUUCAGCGAUUCAGAGGAUUUACUUUCUUUGUGCUACCGAUGCUCAACGACUAAUCCUUUAUAUAAUAGUAAUGGCAAUCAAUGUCUUAACUGCAAUCAGCCAUUCGUCUACUCAUUUGCAACUUUCGAUAUUCUGCCUUUGAUUGAGUUUGAGAUCGAAGAAGGAAUUUCUGAUGUCAUGAGUUUAGUUAAUCAAAAGUCAGAUCUCGACUCAAAUUUCAAUUUUGAAGGUAUGAGUGGUUCUGAAUGGCAGGAAGAAAAGGCAGACAAUUAUCAGGCCUUAAAGUUGGGCUACGAUUAUAUGAGCACUCAAUACAAUAACGAGGAGUUUAAUAAUAACGAUAUGAGUCCUAACGAUCCCACCGGUGAUCCGUUUACGGCUACUCUCGCCUCAUAUCAAGAAUCCGAAAGCUAUAGACCCGUAAGAGUGAGUCGAACAACACUUCAACGAAUGAAACCAUCGGAAAUAAUUGUCGUCAACUUUCCUCCGCCGCUAACUAUUAAGUAUUACCGAAACUUAAUGCCAGACAUUCCUAUAACUGUAUGUCAGUCUUGUUUUAAGUUUUUCCAUUCGGACGAAUUCGAGAUGCAAGAGACGGGUCGUUGCCCUUACUGUCGAUCCUCACAUCAACGCUCGCAUCAUUAGAGGGUUAUUAUUGUUUGCCUCAACUUUAUUUCAUUUUACAGUAUCUUAUAUUCAUUUUUAUCACUAUUUCAACAAACAUUUUCAUUUUGUUAACGUUAUAAUCGAUGAAAUCUAAUAUUAGUUUUCAUUUUGAAGAGAACCCCAACAAACUCUCUCCCUCUCUGCC